UCCGGGUCGGGGCGCGCGGGCGGCGGCGGAGGUGCGGCCCGGAGCCAUGGUGAUCAUGUCCGAGUUCAGUGCGGCCCCGGCGGGCGCCGACCAGGGCCAGCAGAAACCCCUCCGCGUGGGCUUUUACGAUGUGGAGCGGACGCUGGGCAAAGGCAAUUUUGCGGUGGUGAAGCUGGCGCGGCAUCGAGUCACCAAAACGCAGGUUGCAAUAAAAAUAAUAGAUAAAACAAGAUUAGAUUCAAGCAAUUUGGAGAAAAUCUACCGUGAAGUCCAGCUCAUGAAGCUCUUGAACCACCCCCACAUCAUCAAGCUUUACCAGGUUAUGGAGACAAAGGAUAUGCUUUACAUUGUUACCGAAUUUGCAAAAAAUGGAGAAAUGUUUGACUAUUUAACUUCCAACGGACACCUGAGUGAGGACGAGGCGCGGAAGAAGUUCCGGCAGAUUCUGUCGGCCGUGGAGUACUGCCACAACCACCACAUCGUCCACCGUGACCUCAAGACGGAGAACUUGCUGCUGGACAGCAACAUGGACAUCAAGUUGGCGGACUUUGGAUUUGGGAAUUUCUACAACCCGGGAGAGCCUCUGUCCACGUGGUGUGGGAGCCCACCCUACGCAGCCCCUGAAGUCUUUGAGGGGAAGGAGUACGAAGGCCCCCAGCUGGAUAUCUGGAGCCUUGGUGUCGUGCUGUAUGUCCUCGUCUGUGGCUCUCUCCCUUUUGAUGGGCCCAACCUUCCAACGCUGAGGCAGCGGGUGCUGGAGGGCCGGUUCCGCAUCCCCUUCUUCAUGUCUCAAGACUGCGAGACGCUGAUCCGUCGCAUGCUGGUGGUGGACCCCGCCAAGCGCAUCACCAUCGCACAGAUCUGGCAGCACCGGUGGAUGCAGGCCGACCCCUCCCUUCUUCAGCAGGCUGACCCCACCUUCUCUGUGCACAGCUACACCUCCAACCUGGGUGACUACAACGAGCAGGUGCUGGGCAUCAUGCAGGCCCUUGGCAUUGACCGGCAGAGGACCGUGGAGUCACUGCAGAAUAGCAGCUACAACCACUUUGCUGCCAUUUACUACCUCCUGCUGGAGCGCCUCAAGGAGUACCGAAGCACACAGCCAUCGGCCCGCCCCGGGCCUGCCAGGCCGCCCCGGCCCAGAAGCUCAGACCUCAGCGGCUGUGAGGUGCCUCAGGACAGCCUCCCCGGGGACCCUUUCCGAUCCUCCCUGCUGUGCCCACAGCCCCAGGCCUUGGCACAGUCUGUCCUGCAGGCUGAGAUGGACUGUGACCUCCAGAGCUCCCUGCAGCCCUUCUUCUUCCCAGUGGAUGUCAACUGCAAUGGAGUGUUCCAGCACCGCCCCGUCUCCCCCAGCAGCCUUCUGGACACGGCCAUCAGCGGGGAAGCCAGGCUGGGUCCUGGUCUGGAGGAGGAGCAGGAGGCUCGGGAGCCCCUGCCUGGCAGCACAGGCCGGAGGCACACACUGGCUGAGGUCUCCACCCACUUCUCCCCAAUCACCCCUCCCUGUAUAGUCGUCUCCUCUUCCUCCACCGUGGCCACCGCCUCAGAAGGAACCAGCUCCGACAGCUGUCUGACCCUCUCCGCAGGCGAAAGUCCUGUGGGGCUUGGCAGCAGCCUGGCCACCCAGGGGCUUCUGGGCACCUGCUCCCCAGUCCGACUGGCUUCGCCAUUCCUGGGGGCACAGUCUGCCACCCCCAUGCUGCAGGCUCAGGGUGGCCUGGGCAGAGCAGUGCUGCUCCCGGUCAGUUUCCAGGAGGGACGGAGGGCAUCAGACACCUCACUGACUCAAGGGCUCAAGGCCUUCCGGCAGCAGCUGAGGAAGAAUGCGAGGACCAAGGGGUUCCUGGGGCUGAACAAGAUCAAGGGGCUGGCCCGCCAGGUGUGCCAGUCCUCCUCCAGCCGGGCCUCCCGGGGCGGCCUGAGCACUCUGCACGCCCCCACCCAGAGCCCGGGUCUGCAGGGCAGUGGCACCAGUGGCCGGGAGGGCAGAAGCCUGCUGGAGGAGGUGCUGCAGCAGCAGAGGCUGCUCCAGUUACAGCAUCACCCAACUGUCCCGCCCAGCUGCCAGCAGGCACCCCCGCUGCCCCCCACCUCCUAUGUGCUCGCCCCUUGCGACGGCCCCCUUGUGUCAGGGCUCCCGCUGCUGCCCGCCCCCCUCUUCCAGGCCGGUGUGUCCCCCGUGAUGACAGCGGCACGGCUUCUGGAUGCCCACCUGCACAUCAGCGCUGGCCCAGCUGUCCUCCCCACCGGGUCCCUGCCACCAUGCCUCUCUCGGCUGGCCCCAGGCUGUGACCCUGCUGGGCUGCCACAGGGGGAUUGCGAGAUGGAGGACCUGACCUCUGGCCAGCGGGGGACAUUUGUCCUGGUACAGUGAGGUGGCCCCACUGUGCCCACUGACUUUUCCAAGCAAUAAUUUCAGAGUAUGUGAAGACAUUUUGGACUCAGAGCCAAGAACUUUUUAGAAGCAAAACAAGCAAUACGUUAGGUGUAUGGGCUUUUUAGGUUAUUUUUUGUUUUAUUAUUAUGUUUUUUCUUGCACUGAGUGACCUCAACUUUGAGUAGGGACUGGAAACUUCUUGAAGAAAAAUAAUAAUCGAGGAGUGAGUGUCGUGGGGGACGGGGCGAGGGUGGGGCCUGGCUCCCCUCCCUGGCGGUGACAGCACGCCUGCCCCUGCACAUGCUUGUGGUGUCCGGUUGGCUUCAGUUCUAGUUCUCACCUCUUGAAACAUUUAUGCUGUAACGAAACUGUGAACUUGCUGCUUCUGCAUCCAUGUAGAAGAGUCCUCCCGAGGGCCGCCAGGUGGUGGGUCCUCUCCCCACACCAGAGCCGGGGACUGCCCUCCUUCCUUCAGAGGAGUGUCACCCGGACGCUGCUCAGGGCAGUGCUGCGGGGCCCUCUGGGGGAGCUCCGAGGAGGAGCUGGGGGCACUGGGAGGAAGCCUCAGUUUGUUCCUGCUGCGCAUCUCGUUUCUGCUGCUAAUCACUGAGUUUUUAUGCAUUUCAUGAUCAGGGUCCAACAGCAACACCUGACUGGGGACGCCGGGCGGUGUCGGGCGUGGGAGGUGGGUGCGGGGCCGCCUGCUGCCUCUGCCCCUGGCGCCAGCUCCGGCCGAGCGCUGGUCAUCUGGCUUUUGUUCACGGAGAGUGAAAUGGGAAGCUUAGGUCAGUGUUUGUAAAGCUUUCUUUUUUAAGCAGAUACUGUAUAUGUAUAUAAAUAGGGACAAAUAGACACUAUUAUUUUCUAUAUUUUGUACUACACUUUUGUGUUCCUGUUUGAACCUCUCCCGGGCACGUUGAGAAGCACCCCAGCACCAGGUUGUGUUGAGGAAGGGGCCGCGGCUGGAGCUGGCCGAGGAGUGGCCUGGCCGACAGGUGGCCACCCAGCCAGCCAGAAGCCCCCUGGGACAGGAAACGGUCCCUGCUCUGUGAGUUCCCCUCCCUGACCAGGUGCCUUGCUGGGCGCACGGCCCGCAGUGUUACGGAGGUCGGAGGUCAUCCUGAAGGGGAAAGGGGGUUUUCAAAAGCCAAAGAUUGACCGAGCUACUUGAGGGUCACGGAGGCUGGUGCGCCCCGUGCGUGGCGUGGCCUGUGGCCCUGCCUGUGUCUGCUGCUGCCAACACUGGCURUGGCUUUUUCAGUGACUGUGGAGGACUGUCCUUGGGGCGCAGACCUGGUGCCAGGCUGCUGAGAAAGCACCAGGGUCUCGCCUACCUGCACCUGGCCCAGCCUGGCCUCCGUGUCACAGCAGGGCUGCACCCCGGCCUCUGCUCCCGUGGCACGCCACCCAUCCAAGGCCUCCUGCCGCUGUGUUCUCUGAAGCAACGACAAGCACUUUAUUUUCAUAGCGGAUUUUGGUUUUUCUUAUGCUGUAGACCCUSUGGAGGAGGAUGAAGUCGCGUCUUCACUUCUCGCUGUCCUGGGCCUGCGGCUGUUUCCUCGUUUCCAGGCAGCGCUGUCCCAGACUGUAGUGCGUAGCCUAUUUAAGACACUACGUGAUCUGAUGGAGAUGUACAUAAUUGUUGUGUUUUUUUUACCAUAACUGAAUUGUUUUAUUUCUUUUGUUAACAUGAUAAAUGUAUGCCAA
This is a messenger RNA of Urocitellus parryii (Arctic ground squirrel), 4087 nucleotides long. It is a transcript of the gene Sik1, whose product is annotated as salt inducible kinase 1. Gene Ontology annotation, cellular component: cytoplasm. Gene Ontology annotation, biological process: intracellular signal transduction; microtubule cytoskeleton organization; protein phosphorylation. Lineage: Eukaryota; Metazoa; Chordata; Mammalia; Rodentia; Sciuridae. Gene Ontology annotation, molecular function: tau-protein kinase activity; ATP binding. The record is from RefSeq and is a predicted model, not a curated record.